UGUUUUUUCUCCUUAACAAAAGUCGGCUGUUGUUUCUGUGAGUACAAAGCUGACGGCCGUGGCGGCUGCGGUCAGUCCGAGCGACGCGCCGCGCGGUGACGGAUCUCCUGUUUGCCAGGGCAGCGUUAAGUUCGAUCCGCUCUGCUCUUUGACACGGGCGACUUCUAGACAGAGCUAGACAGAGACGAGCAGGGUUCCGGGUGGCAGCUUCGUAGACACAGCUGGAUUAUUCUUAACAUUUUCUUUCUCCCCACCUUCGGCAGCCGCUCGCGCUCACCGCCUGUCAUCGCGCACCGAGGCUUUACGCACGUUUGGAUGCCCUGACCGCCUCCAAGGCGAGACGGUCGAGACUGGAGACAGGGAGGACUUGUUGCGCGUCUCCCGGGAGCGCACCAGCCUAGUUUCCAUCCAAGUCCGAACCUGCUUGUGAUGCUUGGGAUUGAGUUGUUUUAAAGAAGCAGGGAUGGAGCGCGCACCAACAGCCUGAAGUCCGCGCGGACUGCCGCUCAGAAAUGAGGAGAGUCUGCUCACAACUGAGCAAAUUGGGGUGACGAGUUCCUUCCAGGCUGACGAGCAACAAACCGCUUCUCCUGUAAAUGGCAUCCACGCACAACCGAACCAAACUUUACUCGGGUCAGAUCCGACGAGCUGAUUAAUUCGAUUUGUUUUCCUCCCACUUGUUUCGAACUGAGCCUUCCCUCUCCUCGUCAACAUGUCUGAGCGUGAUGGAUGUGGAGACGGGCUUUGUGGCGACGGAGCGCCGGACUUCAUUCCGCCCAGAGCGCCCCGCGGUCGGCGCAGCGGCGUCAUCCUCCCCGGCAGCGGCAGCGGCGGCGGCCAGGACUCCGACACCAUCCUGCUGGAGGCGGUGAAGGCGGCACCGCGCCGGAGCAGCAUCAUCAAGGAUCCCUCGGUGCAGAAAGCAGGUGGUGGCAGAAAGAAGACGGUGUCCUUUAGCAGCAUGCCCUCUGAAAAGAAGGUGAGCAGUGCAGCCGACUGCUUGGCGUUCAUGCAAGGCGGGUGUGAACUGAAAAAGAUUCGGCCUAACUCCAGGGUUUACUGUCGCUUUUUCACCUUGGACUCGGAUCUGAGCUGCUUACGCUGGGAACCGUCCAAGAAGGAUGCGGAUCGGGCUCGGCUGGACGUCUCCAGCAUCCGAGAGGUCCGUACCGGGAAAAGCACAGAGACUUUCCUCCAUAACGGUCCUCUGUCUGAACACCUGGCAGAGGAAGCCGCCUUCUCCAUCAUACAUGGUGAUGAAUAUCAGUCUCUAGACUUGGUUGCAUUGUCAGCGGAUGUGGCUAACAUCUGGGUGACUGGCCUGCGCCACCUGCUGGCCCAUCCCUCGAUCAUUGGAGGAGCUGGAGGAGGUAGCGGAGGAGUAACAGCAGGACUGGGUGAUGGAGGGGGCGUGGCCGUAGAAGGCAGCUUGGGAAGCAAGAUGAGGAGCGAGUGGCUGGCAACAGAGUUUGCACAGGUGGACGAAGACGGCUACGGCAUCGUCUCAGAGGACGUAGCCGUCGCUACCAUCUGUAAACUGUGUCCAGGCAUCAAGGAGGCGAAGGUUCGCCUACGUUUCAAAGAGAUCCAGCGCAGCAAGGAGAAGCUGACCUCCCAUGUGACACGUGAGGAGUUCCAGGAGGCCUACUGUGAGCUUUGCACUCGGCCCGACGUCUACUUCCUGCUGGUGCAGCUGUCCCAGGAUCGGGAGUGUCUGGAUCCUCAGGACCUUCGCCUCUUCUUGGAGACGGAGCAGGGUCUGUCUCUGGCUACAACCGAGGGUUGCUGGGACCUCCUGAGGCGAUACGAGCCAUCGGCCCAGGGCAGAGAGAGAGGAUUGCUGGGUCUGGAUGGAUUUGCUCUUUACCUGCAGUCCCCUGAAUGCCAGCUGCUGGACCCAGAGCACCUGGGGGUCUGCCAGGACAUGAACCUGCCUCUGUCCCACUACUACGUCAGCACCUCAUACCGCUCCUACCUGCUGGAUGACCAGGUUCAUGGGAGAGCAGACCUGGGAGGACUGAUCAAGGCUCUGCAGUCCGGCUGCCGAUGCCUGGAGCUUGGAGUCACUGAUGGCCCAGAGGGGGAACCUCUGCUUGGCGUUGACUAUGGACCAGAUAUCUCUCGGCACCAUCAUCAUCAUCACCAUCACCACCAUCAUGCACCUGUCACUAUCCGCUCUGCACUAGAAGUGGUCAAUAAAUAUGGCUUCCUGACCUCCCAGUACCCUCUCUUGUUGUACUUGUGUCAGCGCUGCUCUCCUGCCCAGCAGCGUACUAUGGCACACCAUCUAAAGAAGGUGUUUGGAUCCCGUCUUUACACUCCAGAGGCACUACCAGUCAGCCUGGGAGGCCGGGCCACAACCUUACCCUCCCCUGAGCAGCUGAAGGGACGCAUUCUUAUAGUGGGGAAAAAGCUUCCUGUGGAGCAGGAGGGCUCUGAUGGGGAGGUGUCAGAGGAGGAUGAGGAGAUAGGGGGAGGGGGGCCCUUGGCAGGAAGGAGAAUGACUAUUCCUGGUGAGGAGGAGCUGGGUGUGGUCUUGGUGGUGCCUCCUCCAUCUCAACCCAGGAAGCUCCGUCUCCACAAAGAGCUGUCAGACCUGGUAGCUAUUGCUCGGACCGGCAGCCGCAGCUUUUACAGCCAGAGAGCCAGUUACAAGAAGGCUCAGCAGCAGUCGCCCCCCAGCAGCCCAUCCUCACCCAACUCGCCCAAUCCACCUGACCUGCCUUACUGGACUAUGUGCUCCCUGGGUGAAGGAGAGGCCGGGCGGCUGACCAGCGAGAGCCCGGAGGACCUUGUAAUGUUCACAAAGCGAACCCUAACCAGGGUACGACCAAGCUCAGUGCGUCUGGACUCCAGUAACCCCAACCCACAAGGGUACUGGAAAGGAGGGGUCCAGCUUGUGGCCUUGAACCAGCAGACGCCCGGCGCCAUGCUGGACCUUCACCGAGGCCGUUUCUCGCAGAACGGAGGGUGUGGUUACGUCCUCCGACCUGCUGUAAUGAGAGAUGAGGUGUCAUAUUUCAGUGCCCACACUCACGGCUGCGUGCCAGGAGUCCCACCUCAAACUCUGCGUGUCAAGGUGAUCAGUGCCCACAACCUGCCUAAGCCCCAGGGCUCAGGAGCCAAGGGGGAGGUCAUCGACCCGUAUGUGGUUCUGGAGCUGCAUGGCGUUCCGGCUGACUGUGCCGAGCAGAGGACGCGCACCGCUGCUCAGAACCAGGACGACCCGCUGUUUGACGAGACCUUCGAGUUUCAGGUGAACAUGCCGGAGCUGGCCUUGCUGCGCUUUGUGGUGCUGGACGAUGACUACAUCGGAGAUGAUUUCAUCGGCCAGUACAGCGUGGCCUUCGAGUGCCUUCAGCCCGGCUACCGGAACGUGCCCCUGUUAGGCCUGGCGGGAGACCCCUUACCCCACACGAGCUUGUUUGUCCAUGUGGUGAUCACCAACCGGAGAGGAGGUGGGAAGGCCUAUCGGCGCGGGCUGUCCGUGCGGAGGGUGGGACGGCGAGGGAGGGAGUACGUCACGCUGAGGCACACUGGCAUCAAGGUGGUGGACGAGACCUUCAAACAAGCAAGUGGCCCCGUCAAAGAGGCGACGGACCUGCGGGAGGACGCUCAGAGCUCCACAGCCGGUUUCAAAGAGCAGUGUGGGCUCCCCUCUGUGGCCAAGCUGAAGCAGUGCAUCCAGAGCCUGGCCACAAGGCUGCAGAGCCCUGAGGGCCCCAUGGGGGCCACCAUGGUGCUAAGGGAGGGUUACCCCUGUCUGGAGCCGCUGGUCAGCCUCUCGGAGACGACUCGCAAACUGCUCGCUGCCUAUGACACGAUGAUUGCUGCCCAGAAACAGCUGAUCGAGAACGCAGAUGGUGUCCAGGAGAGGAUUGACCAGGUGCACCGAGAAGGAAUGGACUUCCAUGAGGAUCUGUCUCGGCUGGGGGAGAAGGAAGGGCUGAAGGGACGCAAGCUGAACAAAGCUGUGGAGAGUUUCACCUGGAACAUCACUGUGCUAAAGGGGCAGAGCGACCUGUUGCGUGGAGCUAAGAUGGACUCCCUGGAUGCCCUGCGGCAGCUGGCUCUGGCCUGUGAAGCCUGUGGACUCACCUCUUCCUCCAACUCCUCGUCCUCCAGCUUCUCCACAGCUGAGCUGCACUACCCCUCCCACCCCACAUCCGGCAGGCGCAGCAGCACACAUGGCAAUGGACGCAUCUGACAGCCCCCCCCACCCCCCAGCACAGUGCUGGAGAUGAAAGAUGGACUGGGUAGGGUAAUUACAGGAUAAGAGACGAGGAGAUAUGAGUGCAGAUGAGGAGGUUUUUCUUUAUCCAGUAGAUUUAAGCCUUAUGGUGAGUUUAACUCUUAUCAGCGACAUUUCGACCUGCAGAGAGGCUUCUCAUGAAUGUCUGCAGUGCUAAAGCUAAUGAAGACACUGGACUUUGAAGGCUUCUUAAACAACAACUCAGCCGGUUUUUCCUCUAUAAAGAUGUAGACGUGAAACUGAAUGUAGAACUGCCUCUGUGUUUCAGCUCCUUCCUGAAGCUGUUGUAAAUAUCAGAGAUGCAACGAGAGCCUGAGAAAACCCCACCGUUGACAGAUCCGUUAAGGAUGGCCUCAGAUAAAGCAGGCUAACACUAAAAUGACAGGUACUGAUAUAACCUUCAGGAACGUGGCAGCAUCUGUUCACUUUCUCCAAAACCUUUAAACAAAAUGAGCUUCAGAUGAAAAACAAGAAUUAAACUGAACUUAUCUUAAAUAUCAGGAGUUAUUAAUGAGGUUUGGAGGGAAACCGUUUGAGUUCUAACUUCCUUCACAUCUCUCAGCCUCCGGAGGUUUUCGCUGGGUCUGUUUGAGGAUUAGCGAGCGUCCUCGUCAUCACUGUGCUUGGUGAUAUCAGCUCACACGGGUUGUUUUUAUCGCCGGCCAAUGUGACGCCGCUUUGGCUUAGAAACACGAGAAGCGUGUAUUGCUGCUGCAGGUCUGUGUAUGUGCAGUGUUUGCGUGGAUCGUGUUGGUUCCUUGCAUGCAUGUGUGCAUGCAGGAGGAGCAGAUUUCUACAGUGCUUAUGAUGGAGCAGCAAUAAUAAGUUAGAAGAACAUCACUGAGAGCUGCUUUUCCUCUGGGCCUUAGACUGUAAACGUGUGCAUCUCCCUAACACAGGAAUAAUUCUUAUUUUAACUCUGCUUUUGUAUCUUUAUAAUGUGUUUUAAUCUAACUUGUCAAAAUGAUGUUAAACCUCAAACAGGACCAAACUAAGCCAGUUAGAAAUACCUCUGGUUGCCUCUCAGCUCUCUGUGGACCAAAAAAGCAUUUUCUUAGUCAAAAAGACCAAAUGUUCAGAGGAUAAACUCAUGAUUGAGUAGCUGAAUGUGAUUUAAGAAGACAGGCAGGAAGCUAACGGGCACCGGGAGGGGACUUCUGAACGGAAGAUGAUAUGAAUGUUUGUUCUGCCCCUGGAGGGAGGUGGGCAGGUGGACUGCAGCGAGAUGCAGCACAUCAACACAGCUGGUGGCAUUCAGGAGUCGAGUGGGCGUGAUGAGGACUCGUUGAAGUGCUUGUGCAGGACUUCUGUGUCAGCUGAGUGGUACCCAUUUCCUCUCCCUCCUCUCAAACCUGCUGCUGCUCUGGAGCCUCCGGGUGAGGAGUGACAGAUCUGAUGAGCUGAGUCACAGCCGACCUGAUAACAUUUCCCUGUGUGUGUGUGUGUGUGUGUGUGUGUGUGAGGAUGCUUACGAAAGCAGAAACAUUCGCAAGGGUUGCGGAUGGAGGAAGACAAAGAGGCUGAUGUUGUAGGCUAACCUCUGGCUGCAUGCGUGGUUCUUUGGGAACACCUGCAGAGCUUCGUAAUUGGCUGUGAGUAGAAGAUGCAGUGGCAGCACCUGCUGUUUGUGGUCUAUUAAUACACUCUGACUCACUGAGGGUCUUGUGGUGUGCUGCUGGUGUGCUGUCAGGAUUCACAGGUCUCGGUUUCUGCUGGUAUAUUUCCUCUGAACUGAUUCAGAAGCUGUUUGGUGGAUCUUCACUGCCCCUGAGAGGCAAACCUGUCUCAUACACAGCUGCUCACCAGGAGCGAGGGAGGAGCUCUGCAUUAAUGAUGCAUCGGCUGCAGGUAAACACCGCGUGGUGUCGUCUUUCCGUUAGACAUGGAGAGAACGAAAUGAUGGGACUUAUUUUACCUGAGCAUGGAGGUCACUGCACAUCCUCUGCAGGGGUUGGGUUUCAAUAAUUAGAUUGUUUCCAGAGUCAUUCACCAGGUUCUUGCUGUAUUUACAGAGACAGCAGCAACCAGAGGAUGUGAAGUAACAGCUGAGGAAAAUGGCAGCUCUGUUUCGGUAGUCAUUAACCGGUGGCUGGAUGAUCCAAAAAGACCACACUUUUUAUUUAGCCCUCACUUCCACUCAUAUGCACCCACAUUAAUAAAUCAUAGUUCUGCAAGUUGACUCUGCUUUUCUGCUGCUUGCCUCACAUUUAAUCUGACAGAAGAGCUCAUCAACCAGCUCAGUAAAACAGUUCAUCAGCAUCCCACCAGUUUCCCCAUAACAGCAGAUUUUAGUUGAAUUAUUUUAUGCUUUUUGUUGCUUUAGAGCACGAUGAUUGUAAGUUUCAGGAUAAAAGACUAAUGAAGGUUUUUAAAAGAUGCAUCUCCAGUUGUCACGCACACACUCGUCACCACACUUUGCUUUUUCCAGACAUUUAACCAAAUGUCCAUGGUGCAGUAUUUAAAAAAAAUUUAGUGUUUAUCUCUGCAAAAGGCAUAGCAGUCGGUGCUUUCCUACAAUGCUCGGUACGUUGCAUUGCACCUGGAACACCUGAGCUGUGCUUUACCUCCCUUUAAAUCCUCAGAGGUGCAGUUGAUCUGAGUAAAACUCUGAGUCUCACUGUGAUUCUGUUGUAAUGAAUGAUUCUGGUUUAUUUCAUGCUGCUGUGUCUGUUGUGUCUCUGUGGACGAUUCUGUCUUUAUAGAGUUCAUCUUAAUGGCAAAGACCCAAAAGAAAUGAGAAUUAUCACGAAACGGCAAAAAGGCGCAACGUUCCUGCAGCUUCUCAUCAGUUUUCACCUGAAGACGGAAACCCCGGCACCCUAA
Molecule: messenger RNA, 7075 nt
Organism: Melanotaenia boesemani (Boeseman's rainbowfish)
Lineage: Eukaryota; Metazoa; Chordata; Actinopteri; Atheriniformes; Melanotaeniidae
Gene: plcl1
Product: phospholipase C like 1
Exons: 12
Coding region: 713-4207 (1164 amino acids)
Biological process (GO): lipid metabolic process; intracellular signal transduction
Molecular function (GO): phosphatidylinositol-4,5-bisphosphate phospholipase C activity
Source: RefSeq, a predicted model, not a curated record